Messenger RNA from Megalobrama amblycephala (Wuchang bream), 1631 nucleotides. Its product is annotated as SLAM family member 5-like. Lineage: Eukaryota; Metazoa; Chordata; Actinopteri; Cypriniformes; Xenocyprididae. The record is from RefSeq and is a predicted model, not a curated record. Bases 402 to 1448 code for a protein of 348 amino acids. The transcript has 6 exons.
GGCGUUUUCCAGACAAUCUGGAAGACUGAAAUCAUUAAGCAGCGUUUUGGGGUUCUGUAUUUCUUCAUUAUUUAUUUAAAAAAAAAAAAUCUGUAAAAACGUGCGUUUUUAAUAGAAGGGUGAAUCGCGAAUAGGCCUAUAAACUAUAUUUUAAUGAACGUUACCAGCUGAAACACAUACACCCUCAUAGAUAGUAACGGGCUUUGUGUAUCCCAUCUUGAGAAGCGAAAACGAUACUGAAUUAUCCGCUUUUAGGCCUAUUAAGUUAAUUCUUCGAAAUGGCCUUUGUUUUUACUUCAGUUUUCAUAGUUUAAAAAAACGCAUUUUUGGAUUUCAUCAAACAAACGCGCUCUACUAAAUCAUGAGGAGUUUUUUGAUCGGAUAUUUAGGGAACUGUGAAUAUGAUUCAUAAAUCUUUUUUCUUCUGCCUGUGGAUUUGGAUUUGGUUCUCACGUGGUGUGUUUGGUGACACAGAUGAAGUGAAGUCAGUGUCAGUGAUGGAGGGAGAUUCUGUCACUCUAAACACUGAUGUUACUGAAGUACAAAAGGAUGAUCAGAUACUGUGGGUUUAUAGACUUAACAGUUCAGACAUUCGUAUAGCUCAAAUCUAUAAGCAGAUCAUUGAUAUGUAUGACAGUGAAGUAAUGUUUGGAGACAGACUGAGAAUGGACACACAGUCUGGAUCUCUGACCAUCAGAAACAUCAGAACCACAGACUCUGGACUUUAUAAACUGAGCAUCUUCAGCAGAAGUAGCUCCUACAGGCAUUUCAGUGUUAAUGUCUAUGCUCAUCUACCCAUUCCUGUCAUCAUCAGAGACUCUUCAAACUGUUCAUCAUCAUCAUCAUCAGCAUCUGAACGUUCAUCAGUGUCCAGAUGUUCAUUGGUGUGUUCAGCAGUGAAUGUGAGUCAUGUGACUCUCUCCUGGUACAAAGGAAACAGUUUAUUGUCCAGCAUCAGUGUGUCUGAUCUCAGCAUCAGUCUCUCUCUACCUCUGGAGGUGGAAUAUCAGGAUAAAAACACCUACAGCUGUGUGAUCAACAAUCCCAUCAGAAACCAGACUCAACAUCUGGACAUCAAUCGACUCUGUCACACAUGUCCAGAACUGAAGUCAUCACAUUGGGUGGGAAUAUUAGUUAGUUUAGUGAUACUGGCUGUAUUAGCUGUGGCGGCAAUAAUCUUUCUCAGAAGGAAGAGCAAACAAGCACAAUCACAAAAUGUCCCGACUUGUGAGGAAGAGGUAUGUUAUACCGAAACAACAUUUCGUGCUCGCAGUGUUCACAGUACGGUAAGACACUGUAUAUCUGUAUGCAGAAACCUCAGCUUUUACCACAGACGCUCAGAAAAGAGCCGUUUGCGCUUAUGUGUCAAAGCAGUAGCUGUGUCAUCCUGUGCUGAUAAAGCUAAUGGAGAAGACCACAUCAUAUACUCGAGUAUUAAUGUAACUUGACAUAUUUGUUGCAAGUCCAUGUUACAAAUGCUGCAUUUAUUUGAUUUGAAACAUUUUUCUCAACAUUUUCUGUGACUAAUACACAGCACAGUGUUAUCCAUUUUAAUCCUGCAGUAACCUUCCAUCCUGCUCUAACUUGUUUUGGCAGUUAACUGCUUAUCUGUUAGACAAGACAUGUUCAUG